Closterium sp. NIES-65 is the source of this 1074-nucleotide messenger RNA. The record is from the annotation of a GenBank genome assembly. Lineage: Eukaryota; Viridiplantae; Streptophyta; Zygnematophyceae; Desmidiales; Closteriaceae.
AUGCCAGCCAGCGCACCGCCCACCUGCAGCCCGCGCUCUGCCUUUGCUGAUCCGUGCGCCGCCACUGCAGCCCUGCUGCUCCGCUUCUCCUGGCCUGCUCUCUGCCCUGCAGUCCGUGCUCUGCUUUGCCACCUGCGCGCUACUCUCACCUGCGCUGCACUCAUGGCGACUCUCAAUGUCCUCGCUUUCGAUCCUGACGGUCGCCCGAUAGAGUUUGCCACUUGGCUCGACGACCUGCAACUGUUUCUUAUGACUGAUGCCAAAGACGGAGUUUCACUGUUCGAUUACACGUCUGGCACUUUCGUUGCUCCUGCUGACACUGCUGCCGCUCUCGACCACUCACAGUGGCAGAGUCGUGAUGCUACUACGCGCCUCGCUAUUCGCAACUAUCUGCCAAUCACUGAGCGCGCGCACUUUAGUCAGCACAAGACUGCCAAGGCACUGUAUGAGGCUGUAGUUGCUCGCUACUCUUCCCCAGCCACUGCACCCAUUGGUCGUCUUAUGCUACCCUACCUGUUCCCCGACCUGUCCUCGUUUACCACUGCUGAGGACCUCAUCUCUCACCUGCGCUCUAGUGACGCUCGCUUUCGUGCCGCCCUUUCAGACGAGUUCCUCGCCGAGAAUCACCCCCCGAUGUACUUUACCCUCUACUUCCUCGUCACCCGCCUCCCUGACACUCUUCGCUCAGGGUGCUCCCCCUCCCCUCUUGUCCCCUCCUACGCCUCUGCUGCUGCUGCUCUCGACUACCUUGGUGCUGAGGAGGUCGGGGCUGCUUCUGCUCCUAGUGGGAAGCGUCACAGUGCCAGGGGCAACAGGGGUGGCAGGGGAGGUGGAGGUGGCGGUGGAGGGGGCGGUAGUGGAGGCGGUGGGGGAGGUGGAGGUGGUGCGGGUGGUCGUGGGGGUGGAGGUGGUGGUGGGGGUGGCGGUGGUACUGGGAGCAGUGGAGGAGGCAGCGGCGGUAGUGGGGGAGGAGGGAGUGGUAGUGGCAGCGGUGGUGGGGGCUGGAGUGGAACCGGCCAGAAGGGGAGCUCCAGUGGUGGCCAGGGACAGAAGCAGCAGAGGCAGCAGAAGUAG